Nanorana parkeri is the source of this 846-nucleotide messenger RNA. RefSeq names its product mothers against decapentaplegic homolog 3-like. Gene Ontology annotation, biological process: regulation of transcription by RNA polymerase II; transforming growth factor beta receptor signaling pathway; anatomical structure morphogenesis. Gene Ontology annotation, molecular function: RNA polymerase II cis-regulatory region sequence-specific DNA binding; DNA-binding transcription factor activity, RNA polymerase II-specific; I-SMAD binding. NCBI's taxonomy places the organism in Eukaryota, Metazoa, Chordata, Amphibia, Anura, Dicroglossidae. The transcript is spliced from 5 exons. The record is from RefSeq and is a predicted model, not a curated record. Gene Ontology annotation, cellular component: heteromeric SMAD protein complex. The coding region runs from base 1 to 708 and encodes 235 amino acids.
AUGGCUGAGGAGGACCAAGGUGUCAAAACGAUGAGGAGCACUUUACUUGCCGCUUUGCAGAGGCGCUUCACUGACUCAGAGCAAAACCCUGGCAUGGCAACUUUACUUGAUUCAAGGUAUAAGGAGCAAUUAUUUUCUAAUACAGAGAAUGUCAGGCAUAUGAAAGAAAUGUUAAUGCUCAAACUGCAGAAAAACUCUGAGGAAACCCCGACCUCUAAGAUGCACAGGGAACCAUCUGCCAAAAGACCUCGUAGUGACCAGCCAAGUACAAGUCUGGACAGUGUCUUUGCACAAAUUGCUGGAAGAGGAGUUCGGUUGUAUUACAUUGGUGGAGAAGUAUUUGCAGAGUGCCUCAGCGAUAGUGCGAUUUUUGUCCAGAGUCCAAACUGUAAUCAGCGGUAUGGAUGGCAUCCAGCGACUGUGUGUAAGAUUCCUCCAGGCUGUAACCUGACGAUCUUCAAUAAUCAAGAGUUUGCUGCCCUCCUUGCUCAGUCAGUAAACCAGGGAUUUGAAGCAGUUUACCAAUUAACCAGAAUGUGCACCAUCAGAAUGAGCUUUGUGAAAGGCUGGGGUGCCGAAUACAGGCGGCAGACAGUCACAAGCACUCCAUGUUGGAUUGAGCUUCAUCUAAACAGACCUUUACAAUGGCUGGACAAAGUGUUGACUCAAAUGGGCUCUCCUUCAGUCCGCUGCUCCAGCAUGUCCUAAUGGGGCUUCUAUCUUUAUUUUUUAACCCCCUUGUACGACCUGUGGGUUCAAUACGAAGUCUUGGCAACAGACUUAAUUCAGCUCGUCUGUCCAUUAGUAUUUGUGUGUGGUCCCCAGGAACUGUUUACAAAUCCAAAA